This is a messenger RNA of Dacryopinax primogenitus, 2388 nucleotides long. RefSeq lists its product as uncharacterized. Bases 187 to 1650 code for a protein of 487 amino acids. NCBI's taxonomy places the organism in Eukaryota, Fungi, Basidiomycota, Dacrymycetes, Dacrymycetales, Dacrymycetaceae. The record is from RefSeq and is a predicted model, not a curated record. The transcript has 5 exons.
CCAUUCCAGUGAUCAGCGCGUUGUUUAUUAUCUUCUCACCUCUAAGCUUCAUUACUCCACCCCUCUUCUUUCACUCGCGCACCUCGCUAUUCGCUUCCCACGCUCGUUACUACUCUCCCCCUCCCCCUCGACGUCUAGCAAGCCACCCUCAUCACCGUCACCGUCACCCCCCUGCAGUGAACGACCAUGUCCACUCCAACUCCAACAACAGACACUCCAACACCAACACCAACCGACUCGUCCACACCCACACCCACCACUUCCUCAGACACACCCACUUCUUCCGAUACUCCUACCAGCACACCCACCUCGAGUACACCCACCUCGACGACUGAGACGACUACGAGUACGACCAGUACUACAUCGACUACAUCCACGUCGUCGAGUUCGACAACCCCAACGAGCAGCACCACAAGCACUACCAGCAGCACUACAAGCUCAACAGGAAUAACCAGCGACACCAGUUCUACCCCAACCACUUCUGCCUCCUCUGCUUCGCAACCCGGCUCCGUCCUCGACCUACCCAACAGCGCGACCAAUACACCUUCUGCUACCCCGGGUCCCACCGUGCCCCCGGGCGGUACUACGUACAUAACCCAGACGACAAGUAAUGGACACGUGAUCACCCUCACUCAAGUGCUCAGUCCGACGGAUGGGAGUGCGAGCGGCAGUGUCUCGUUCUUUUCGAACAAGGGUGCGGUAGCGGGCGUGUUUGUCGUUCUUGGCAUCGCGGUGGCAGCCUUUAUUCUGUUCAUGUUCGUCUAUUGCCGAAAGAGGAGCAGGGCAAGGGCGUUCGAUCGGGAAGUUGCAGCGGCGGCGCACGCAGCAGCCGCAUCAGCAAGGAGAAAAAGGUUCGACGACGUCGACGAGGACAAGCCCCGCACCGCGCAUUACAUGACUCCGUCUAUGCGCGCCCAACAGACUGCGAACACGUCUGGCACGGGCUCCGACGUGCGGGCGAGCCAAGCUCCGGGGAUCGCGGGCUUUGGCACUGGACAGUCAUUCGCUGGUACUGCUGCUGCUGCCGGAGCGGCUGGCGCUGUCGCUGGUGCAGCCGGUGCAGCUGUAGGUACUGGCGAGGAGGCGCACCAACAACCUUUGGUGGACAUGGAAGAUACCGCCCAACAACAACAGUACGACUACUCGGCCUACGCAGCCCAGCAGGCGCAGUACGCACCCCAGUACUAUACCGACGCCAGCGGGCAGGUGUACGACCAGAAUGGCCAGAUGUAUGCGUACCCUUCGCAAGCACACGAUUUCCAAACACAGCAGCACGCAGCCCAGCAAGGCCAGUACGAGAUGUCGGACAUGCACGGAGAUCCACACAUGCCUUCGUACUACAACUACGACUCUCAGCCUAUCGCUCCUCAAGGGCAAGCGCAAGCAUACGGGAACUAUGGGUACGACCCCGCCCGUCUAGCGCCGGAUAGUUCCUGGGGCUGGGGCGCCCAGCCCCAGGUUGUUGGGCAGGGAGAGGUGACCGGAGUCGCGGGGCCACAGUAUGCGCAGUAUGGUCAUGCGGGGGAACAUCAGUCCCAAGUGGGACAUGUCGCAGAGGGGUAUACAGAGGGAGCUGGAGGAAGGAAGGACGUGGAGAGUGUGGUUGAGGAUUGGGGGGGACGGGGCGGACUGAGGGUCGCUAACGCCUGAUCGUCGCCUCUCUUGACCAAAAUGUCCAAUCGCGACUUGGAAUUUGAAUUGGAUCUUUCGACCUCCUCACAUUAAUCUACUUUCGCCCUCGAUUUCGACCGCUACUGCGACUGCCAAACGCGUUCCCCUCGACAACCCCCCCUCCCCCGCUCAAGUCAACAAGGGACGCCUUAAGUUGAAGUUGCGAGUCGAUCUCAGUUUCCCAUCUUGGACGGUUUGCCUUGCGGCAAACUGGAGCUUUGAGAUCGAGCUGAAGACAAAUCAGAUCUUGCCUGCCUAACCGGAACCCUCUCUCUUGUCAAUCUCGCAUAUUAUCUCAAGGCGCUUGGCCCAUCAAGUUUUCCCUCUUGUCUUUUCGACUGGAUGUUAUUUCGUCUACCGCCUUCCCUAACUCGGCAUGCCGUUCACGUGAAAGCAAUCGAAGAUCUUUCCGUCCGCUCGUUUUAGUCCACGUCCUACCCCUCGAUCCAAUCCAAUCCAAUGCCAUCCUCUGUUCCUCUGUUUCUCCUUUCCUCCUAUCAUCUGUUUCUUCCUCUCAUCUGUUCGUUCAUCUGUUCAUCGCGCUCGUCGUGUGCUGUCGCUCGUUACAACUUCCCUUCGUUUCUUUCUCCCUCUCCUUAUACUUGUUCUCUCUGUUCGUAACCUACUGUACCGGAAGCCUUAUGUCCCAUUUCCCCUGCCCCUGCCCCUGCCCCUGUCCCACUCCUGCGUGAAGUGCAGCCAGGCGGACCCUCGAAG